ACUAAAAUGAAUAUAGACAAAAUCACUAAACUAUUCUUUCAUCAACAUAUUACUCAAGUAUAUCAUUUUGUACAAGUUUCAGUUGGAUUAGUCAUUUCUUCUCUCUUUUCUAGUCCUCUGUUCCAGUUUAAUAAAUUGAAUGAACCUCAUAAUCUAAUCCUCUGGCUCUAGGUAAGGCUGUCCUGCAGAUGACUAGAAUGUGUAAAAUUCAAAUGCUCUGAGACUUUGCUGACAUUUUUAACUAGUAACUAUUAAUGAAUUAGAUAGUUUGUCUCUUCAUGACUGCAUUGCUACUGGUGAUAUCAAUUUCUUUUGUGUGGCAUUAUCGUUUUUCUGUCAUUUCCUUUGGAUAUGUCUUGAGCUUAUAUGUACAAGAGACUUGUUUAAUGGAAUCAACUAGUGAUCCUGGUCAGUUAACUGCUUAAUUUGGCAGCAAAGUUUUAAUGGUUAGCUGCUUUGUGAAACAAAAGCAUAAUGCAACUAGAUUUUCUACUUUUGUUGCAGGAUGGUUUAAAGCCAAUACAAGUUGCUGCUUUGAGGGAUAUCAGAGAUGUUGUUGAAGUUCUUUUGCCAUUAACAUCUCCAGUUCCAAACAUUUCAAACUGGAGCACAGAUGGAUUAAUUGAAUUCAUGCAGUCUGCUGAAGCAAGCAAGGAACAGGCCAGUAGAAGAGAAGUUGACUUGCCAAGGAGUGCCAUUUUGCAUAAAACAGAGAUGGUUGAGGUAACUCCUGAAUCUAAAAAGAGAUCUGUGGAAGCAAAGUCACGAGGUGAUGAUGCCUUCAGGAAAAAGGACUACCAGAUGGCAGUAGAUGCUUACACCCAGGCUAUUGAUCUGGACCCAAAUGAAGCUGCUUUGCUAUCAAAUAGAAGCCUCUGCUGGAUACGUCUUGGACAAGGCGAACAGGCCUUGGCUGAUGCUAGGGCUUGCAGAGCGCUGAGGCCAGACUGGGCCAAAGCUUGCUACAGGGAAGGUGCAGCACUACGUCUAUUACAAAAUUUUGAUGAAGCAGCAAGUGCCUUUUAUGAGGGAGUGAAGCUUGAUCCUGAGAACAAGGAGCUUGUAGAUGCUUUCAGGGAGACUGUUGAAGCCGGACGAAGAUUUCAUGGAACCGAACAGCAGCAAAAACAAUAGCUUAAAUUGUUUGGCGGGGGCUCAAGAUCCCUGUAUAUUUUACCAAAAAGUACUAAUCAUUGUCUAAAAGCAACUGUUGUGCCCGUCUUUGACCCAGAGGAAGUGUAAAUAGGAUUUUGGUGAGCCCAAAUUUUCAGACCAUUUGCAUGAUUAAUGCUUCCUUUUUCGCUUAAUAUUGUUAGAAAACCAUGUUGCUCCCAGAGGGAUGGUGGGGCGUGUAUCGGUGGACAGACUAAUUUGGUAUUCAAGCAUGCAACUGUCAAAAUCAAGAACUGCUAUGGGUACUAAAAACUGCUGUUGCAAACUUGGGUACUUUUUCUUGUCA
Musa acuminata subsp. malaccensis (wild Malaysian banana) is the source of this 1459-nucleotide messenger RNA. The record is from RefSeq and is a predicted model, not a curated record. Lineage: Eukaryota; Viridiplantae; Streptophyta; Magnoliopsida; Zingiberales; Musaceae.